Selaginella moellendorffii is the source of this 1881-nucleotide messenger RNA. Its product is annotated as phosphoinositide phosphatase SAC6. The transcript has 20 exons. The coding region runs from base 19 to 1761 and encodes 580 amino acids. Gene Ontology annotation, cellular component: endoplasmic reticulum. Gene Ontology annotation, biological process: phosphatidylinositol dephosphorylation. Gene Ontology annotation, molecular function: phosphatidylinositol-4-phosphate phosphatase activity. The record is from RefSeq and is a predicted model, not a curated record. NCBI's taxonomy places the organism in Eukaryota, Viridiplantae, Streptophyta, Lycopodiopsida, Selaginellales, Selaginellaceae.
GGUUAGGGUGAACAUUCCAUGGCGGGCCAGAUGCGAUGUUGGGAGCUUCCCGAUCAGUUCGUCUUCCAGCCCCAUUCCGGGCUCCUCCAGAUCCUCUCGAUCGAUCGCGCCACUGGCAAUGCGUCGCUGAUUCAGGAGCUGCCGGCUGCUGCUAGCGGGGGACAGAUCCAUUCCUCCACUGUCUACGGUGUUCUUGGAGCUGUGAAAUUGCUCACUGGAACUUAUGUCCUGGUGGUCACCGAAAGGGAAUGCGCUGGAUCUUAUUCCAAUUCUCCUUUGUUUAAAGUCAAGUCGAUGCGAUUUUUACAAUGCGAGCACACUCGACACUUAAGUCCAAGCAAGAUAAUCGAGGAGGCAUAUUUGCGUGGGCUUCUCAAACACAUCGAACAGACGCCUGGGCUCUACUUCUCGUAUGAGACCGAUCUCACAAACAAUGCACAGCGAACACACUUGCUAACAAACGAUCAUGAAAAUCAACCACUUUGGAAACAGGCUGACCCACAGUUCGUAUGGAAUGAUCACUUGAAGGAUUACUUGCUGGAAUCAAAGGCAGAGGGGUUUAUUUUGCCGGUUAUUCAAGGAAGCUUUCAAAGCGUCCAGGUUUUACUGGCAGAACAGUUGUUGCAAAUAACGUUGAUUUCGAGGAGAUCCAUUCGCCGAUCUGGGACACGAAUGUGGCGCAGGGGAGCGGAUCCCGAAGGUUCGGUUGCAAACUUUGUGGAAACGGAACAAAUCUUGGAAGCUGGAGGAUACUUUGCUUCUUAUGUUCAGGUUCGAGGAUCAAUCCCUGUGUUUUGGGAGCAGAUAGUGGAUCUAAGAUAUAAACCCCAAAUCAGAUCUAUAAACCACGAAGAUACGUCUGCAGUGGUAGAACGACACUUCAGCGAUCUCUCCGAUCGAUAUGGAUCCGUUUUAGCUGUCGAUCUCAUUAAUCAGCAAGGCAGCGAGGGAGUUCUAAGCAUAGCUUAUCGAAACGCGAUGCAACACUUGAAAAAUAAUAACGUGACCUACGUACCUUUCGAUUUUCAUCACAUCUGUGGAAACAUACGCUUUGACCGCUUGUCGGUCCUGCAUGAUCAAAUUGCCGAGAAUCUUAUGCAGCAAAGGUUUUUCUUGGUGAAUCCUAUGAAAGAAAAGACCGAAGAACAGAAAGGGAUCGUAAGAACCAACUGCAUUGAUUGUCUCGAUCGGACAAACGUUACUCAGAGCUUGCUGGGAAGGAAAGCACUCGAGGAACAGCUCCGACGCUUGGGAUUAUUUCAAGCGUCGGAAACAAUUGACAAGCACUACGUAUUUGACUCGCAGUUCAAUAUAUUGUGGGCCAACCAUGGAGACGAGAUAAGUUACCAAUACGCUGGAACUCCAGCUCUCAAGGGCGACUUUGUAAGAUAUGGAAAACGCACCAUAGCUGGAUUGAUACAGGAUGGGAUCAGUGCUAUCAGUCGUUACUACUUAAACAACUUCCAUGAUGGCCGCCGUCAGGAUGCAAUGGAUCUCGUAACAGGGCGCUACAAAGCCAGCGAUAGCAGCUCGCCACAUCGAUCAGUGAUUGCCGGGAUAGCUACAUACAUGCCGCUGAUUGCAGCAGUGAUAGUAGCCUCCAUUUGUGCCACAGCCAUGUCUUUGUGGAAUGUCUCUCGAGGCGAUGGCCGUGUGAUGUUCACGAUGCUUUGGGCGAGUGUGACUGCAGUUCUGGGCAUGGUAGUCCGAACCAAUGGCCAGCAGUUGUGCUGCACACCACGUUUGAGAGGAUUGAAAUAGUCUUUUAAUUACAUUUUCUGUAAUGUAAACUUUUGAAAUGGUAAAGUAGCUGGUAGGUUUAGUUAGUUUUAAUCUUAUUUUCUUAGUAAAAUUUAAAAACAAACGCUGUUUUGAUUGUCA